Messenger RNA from Peromyscus maniculatus bairdii (prairie deer mouse), 18812 nucleotides. The record is from RefSeq and is a predicted model, not a curated record. NCBI's taxonomy places the organism in Eukaryota, Metazoa, Chordata, Mammalia, Rodentia, Cricetidae.
UGGCGGCGGGCGUUCAGCUUGGCAACAUGGCGUCGGCCGGGCGGCGAAGACUGCAGCUUUCUCUCCUCCGGACCACUGCGGGCUUGUGAGGCUGAUCUGGCCCCGGGAUGGGAUCUCUGUCACCGCUCGGCCUCCUGUGGGGGCUCCUCCUGCUGCAGGACGUCCUAGGACCGCUGCGUGGGGACCCGGUUUUCAUCCCACCUUUCAUCCGAAUGUCCAGCCCUGAGGUCAGCGCGUCCCUGGUCGGAGGCGGUGAGGAUGUCACCGUGUCUCUGACUCCGCUGCAGGUCGAGAAGGGAGUGUUACCAUUUCCUACUUGUGGUGGUCUCAGCAAUGAUACAGGAGAUUGGAAUGUGACCGUGAGCCCUGGUGUGAGCGGGCUGGAAGUGACGGUACGGUGGAGGAGGGGCCUGCACUGGUGCUCCGUGAACGGGACCGCCUCCUCCGCAGAGCUCCCGUGCGUCCUGCAGACUCUGCUGGUUUCCGCCUCCCACAAUGCAUCCUGUUUAGCGCACCUGCUCAUUCAGGCGGAGAUUUACCCCAACACGUCUGUGACCCACGGUGCAUCAGAUAACACGACUGUCAUUCCUAACCAAGUCUAUCAUCCUCUGGGUCCCUGCCCUUGCGACUUGACAGCCAAGGCCUGUGACAUUCGCUGCUGCUGUGACCAAGACUGCCAGCCGGAGGUGCGAGAGCUGUUCCAGCAGGCCUGCUUCUCCGGCGUCUUCGGAGGGGACGUCAACCCCCCCUCCCCCCAGCUCUGUGCAGCUGGCUCUGCUCAUGAGACCCCCGACUGGUUUCCCUUCCUGUGUGUGCUCUCACCCCCGUCCACCUCACCGUUCCUCGGGCACUUCUACCACGGCGCCAUUUCCCCCAGACAUGACCCCGCCUUCGAAGCCCACCUGCACCUCGACCUAAGAGACUUCACGGAUGCCGGUUACAAACAAGGAGAUCCCAUCAUGACCACGACGGGGUAUUUCACCAUCCCUCAGGUGUCCCUAGCCGGGCAGUGUCUGCAGGACGCCCCAGUGGCUUUCCUGAGGAAUUUUGAUAUUAAAUGUGCCGUCGAUCUGGAAGUGCACCAAGAGCGAGAUGGCGUUGUCCCUGAGAACGUGAGGAUCCGCACGGCGGCAGGCCUGGUCACACCAACAGUAACCUACGAGGAAGCCACUGACCUGGACAAGCUCAUCUCUGGUCCAGACAGACUUUUAAACAGUGGAUCUGCCCCCAGAAAUGUGAACGUGGAAGAGCAUUAUGUUUUCAGAUGGCAGAAUAAUUCCAUCAGCGGACUAGACAUCACCAUCAUCAGGGCAGAAGUCAAUGCCCACCAGAAGGGAACAGUGGCGCAGAGAUUCACAGUGAAGUUUUUAAGCCAUAACAGUGGUGAUGAGAAGGAAUCUUCUGGAAAUCCAGGUUACCAGCUUGGCAAGCCAGUCCGAGCCCUGCACGCCAACGGGACGAAUGUCACUGCCCUACACCUCUGGCGGCCAGCUGGAAGGGGCUUGUGCGCAUCAGCCGCUCUGAGACCCAUUUUAUUUGGAGAGAAUGCACUCGCUGGCUGCCUGCUGGAGGUGGGGAUUAAUGAGAACUGUACGCAGCUCAGGGAGAACGUCCUCCGGAGGCUGGAUUUGCUGAUACAAGCGACACACGUCGCGAGGAGAGGCAACUCGGACUACGGCGAUCUGAGUGACGGCUGGCUGGAGGUCCUACGUGUUGACGCCCCUGAUGCAGGUGCCGACCUGCCCCUGAGCCACGCAAAUGGCAUCUGCCCGGAAGUCCCUGCCCAGCUCACCAUCCGCUUCCUCGUUGCCGAAGCUGGGUCCGUGGAAGGGGUGUCUCAGCAGGAGAUCCUCGGCGUGGAGACAAGGUUCUCCACAGUGACCUGGCAGUACCAGUGUGGGCUCACCUGUGAGGACAAGGCCGAUCUCCUCCCUCUCAGUGCCUCCGUUCAGUUCAUUAAAAUCCCUGCGCAGAUGCCCCGCCCUCCGACGAGGUUCCAGAUCAACUUCACGGAGUAUGACUGUACCCGGAAUGAGCUGUGCUGGCCUCAACUUCUGUACCCUCUGACCCAGUAUUACCAAGGAGAGCCCCGUUCCCAGUGUGUUGCCAAAGCCCUGAUGCUGCUGGCCCUCCUCAUGCUGGCCACACUCCUCAGUCAUCCUUGGAUCAGAAUGUGCCAAGGCUGGCACUCAGCCUCCAUCUACCACUGGCGGCGGCUGAGCGGUGGCCGCGGUGGCAGCGGUGCGGAGCCCCAUGGUGCCGGUGCGCGGGCCGCGGCGGCUGAGCGAGGCGACGCCGCCAUGGGCUCCCUGUUCCGCAGCGAGAGCAUGUGCCUGGCGCAGCUCUUCCUGCAGUCGGGCACCGCGUACGAGUGUCUGAGCGCGCUGGGCGAGAAGGGCCUGGUGCAGUUCCGAGACGUGAGUGUCCCGCGGCGGCCUGCGGGCCUGUGCAGCCCAGGGCUGGGCGCCGCCAAAGAACAGCUGCAGAAACUGGAGGUGGAGCUGAGAGAAGUCACCAAGAACAAGGAGAAGCUGCGCAAGAACCUGCUGGAGCUGGUGGAGUACACCCACAUGCUGAGGAUCACCAAGACCUUCCUUAAACGGAAUGUGGAGUUUGAACCCACUUAUGAGGAGUUCCCCGCCUUAGAGAACGAUUCUCUGUUGGACUACAGCUGCAUGCAGAGGCUGGGCGCCAAGCUGGGAUUCGUGUCUGGCCUGAUCCAGCAAGGCAAAGUCGAAGCAUUUGAGAGAAUGCUGUGGCGGGCCUGCAAAGGGUACACCAUCGUGACCUAUGCAGAGCUGGACGAGUCCCUGGAAGACCCCGAGACGGGCGAAGUCAUCAAGUGGAACGUGUUCCUGAUUUCCUUCUGGGGAGAGCAGAUUGGCCACAAGGUUAAGAAGAUAUGUGAUUGUUACCACUGCCACGUCUACCCGUAUCCCAACACGGCUGAGGAGCGCAGGGAGAUUCAGGAGGGGCUCAAUACUCGGAUCCAGGACCUCUACACUGUGCUGCACAAGACGGAGGACUACCUGAGGCAGGUGCUGUGCAAAGCCGCCGAGUCCGUGUGCAGCCGCGUGGUGCAGGUGCGGAAGGUGAAGGCCAUCUACCACAUGCUCAACAUGUGCAGCUUCGACGUCACCAACAAGUGUCUCAUAGCUGAGGUCUGGUGCCCCGAGGUGGACCUGCCGGGCUUGCGCAGAGCCCUGGAGGAAGGCUCGAGAGAGAGCGGAGCUACAAUCCCCUCGUUCAUGAACACAAUCCCUACGAAAGAAACGCCGCCCACUCUGAUCCGCACCAACAAAUUCACCGAGGGCUUCCAGAACAUCGUGGAUGCCUAUGGUGUCGGGAGCUACAGAGAAGUGAACCCAGCGCUCUUCACCAUCAUCACCUUCCCGUUCCUGUUUGCUGUGAUGUUCGGUGACUUUGGGCACGGCUUUGUCAUGUUCCUGUUUGCCCUCUUACUGGUGUUAAACGAGAAUCACCCCCGACUCAGCCAGUCACAGGAGAUCCUGGGGAUGUUCUUCAAUGGCCGCUACAUCCUCCUGCUGAUGGGGCUGUUCUCCGUGUACACCGGCCUCAUCUACAACGACUGCUUCUCCAAGUCUGUGAACCUCUUUGGCUCUCGGUGGAACGUGUCUGCCAUGUACAGUUCCAGCCACUCUGCCGAGGAACAGAAGGGGAUGAAGCUUUGGAAUGACAGCACCAUCAGGCACAGCAGGACUUUACAGCUGGACCCGAACGUCCCUGGUGUUUUUCGAGGCCCCUACCCUUUUGGCAUUGACCCCAUUUGGAACCUGGCCACAAAUCGCCUCACUUUCCUCAAUUCCUUCAAGAUGAAAAUGUCUGUGAUUUUAGGAAUUAUUCAUAUGACUUUUGGUGUCAUUCUGGGAAUAUUUAACCACUUGCACUUUAGGAAGAAGUUCAACAUCUACCUGGUGUCCGUCCCCGAGAUCCUGUUCAUGCUCUGCAUCUUUGGGUACCUGAUCUUCAUGAUCAUCUACAAGUGGCUGGCAUACUCGGCAGAGACCUCUAGAGAGGCCCCCAGCAUCCUGAUCGAGUUCAUUAACAUGUUCCUGUUCCCAGCCAGUGAGACACAUGGCCUCUACCCAGGGCAGGCGCACGUCCAGAAGGUGUUGGUGGCUCUCACGGUGCUGGCGGUCCCCGUGCUCUUCCUAGGAAAGCCGCUCUUCCUGCUAUGGCUCCACAACGGGCGCAGUUGCUUUGGUGUGAGCCGGAGCGGUUACACGCUUGUGAGGAAGGACAGCGAGGAGGAGGUUUCCCUGCUGGGCAGCCAGGACGUAGAAGAGGGGCACAACCGCAUGGAAGAGGGCUGCCGGGAAGUGACAUGCGAGGAGUUCAACUUUGGGGAGAUCCUGAUGACGCAGGCCAUCCAUUCCAUCGAGUACUGUCUUGGCUGCAUCUCCAACACCGCGUCCUACCUGAGGCUCUGGGCCCUCAGCCUGGCGCAUGCACAGCUGUCUGAUGUGCUGUGGGCCAUGCUGCUGCGCGUGGGCCUGCGUGUGGACACCACCUACGGGGUCUUGCUGCUGCUGCCUGUCAUGGCCUUCUUUGCAGUUUUGACUAUCUUUAUCCUGCUGGUCAUGGAAGGACUUUCUGCAUUUCUCCAUGCCAUACGCCUUCACUGGGUUGAAUUUCAGAACAAAUUCUACGUUGGUGCAGGCACCAAGUUCGUUCCUUUCUCCUUCAGUCUGCUCUCCUCCAAGUUCAGCUGUGGCGACAGCUUAGGGCGCCGUUGCCACGGACGCCGCCCGGCUCCCCGCCCUGUCGGCCCUGCGUCCUGCAGCGCUCAGGUCUACGCCAUGGACGACCUGCGGGUCCUGUGGAUGCGCGACCGCGUGUACACCGCCUUCGGCCUCAGCAACCCCAAGGUGUUCGAGGAGCUGCUGAACCGCAAUGACAGCGAGGCAGAGGACAUCAUGCUGCACUUCCUCAACCACGCCAGCGACGAGGACGGCGCCGCCACGCUGUUCUUCUACCGCGUCCUGGUGCCCGAGGAGGUGGAGGUGGAGAUCGAAAUCCCCCUGAUCCCCGAAGAGGAGGCCGAGGAAGAGGAGACCGAGUCUCAGAAAGCAGAGGGCUCCGAAAAAGUGACAGCCAAGCCCACGAAGCUGAGAACGGACUCCAUGACACCCUCCCUGUUAGGUGUGGAUGAUGUUGACCCCGACAAAGAGCACUUAGAGAAACCCUUUGGCAAGAGGCUUGUGAAGCGCAUCGUCAACAGGCUGGAUCUGCAUGUGCUCUGUAACCCUCUCCCAGAGGAGUUUCUGGAACAGAACGUGGUGUUCUUCCUCCGAAGCACAAAAGAGGCCAUCCCCGAAGCCACGGACAUGAAGGAAGCAUUGGAAAUUAUGCCCGAGACCAUGGAGUAUGGCAUCAUCAACUCUAACGUGCUCCGCUUCCUGAACGACGUCAUCUGCCAGGUUUUCAUGCCCGCUCUGUCCUUCAACCAGCACAAGCUGGAGUCAGGUCAGGGGGCAUCGUCGGCAGAAACCCACGAGCCUUCCUCUUACGACACAACAGAGUUGCCCAGCAUGCCCGGGGAAGCGGUGGAGUACCACAGCAUCCAGCUGAUUCGUGAUGAGUUCUUGAUGAACCUUCAGAAAUUUGCCAACAACAUUCAAAGGACCAUGCAGCAGCUUGAAGGUGAGAUCAAGCUGGAGAUGCCUAGCAUCAGUGUGGAGGGGGAAGUGUCAGAGCUGGCGGCCAACUCGGAAAUGCUGGAGUCCUUGGAGCAGUGUGUGAUCAACUGGCUGACCCAGAUUUCCACUGCUCUGGAGAUCCAGCUGAAGAAGACGCCCCAGGGCAACGGUCCUCUGGCUGAAAUUGAGUUCUGGCGAGAAAGAAAUGCAACGCUGAGUGCCCUCCAUGAACAAACGAAGCUUCCGUUUGUUAGGAAGGUCUUGGAUGUGAUCAAGGAAGGUGAAUCGAUGCUCACAGCCAAUGUGCAGCCUGUCCUGACCGAGCUGUUCAAACUCCACAUGGAGGCCUCCGACAAUGUGCGCUUCCUGUCCACUGUGGAACGUCACUUCAAGAACAUCACACAUGGUUCCAGCUUCCACGUGGUCCUGGACACCAUCCCAUCCAUGAUGAGCGCCCUGCGCAUGGUGUGGAUCAUCUCAAGACACUACAACAAGGAUGAGAGGAUGAUCCCGCUCAUGGAGCGCAUUGCCUGGGAGAUUGCUGAGCGCGUGUGCAGGGUCAUCAACCUGCGUACCCUGUUCAAAGAAAACAGAUCGAAUGCCCAGCACAAAACCCUGGAUGCCAGAAACACUCUCAAGCUGUGGAAGAAAUCCUACUUCGACAUCCGGGCCAAGAUCGAGGCUUCCGGUCGGGAGGCGCGCUGGGAGUUUGACCGGAAGCGGCUGUUUGAGAGGACCGACUAUAUGGCCAGCAUCUGCCAGGACCUCGCGGAUGUCCUGCAGGUUAUGGAAGAGUUUUACAACAUAUUUGGCCCCGAGCUCAAGGCUGUGACGGGGGACCCCAAGCGUAUCGACGAUGUCCUUUGCAGGGUAGACAGCUUGGUCACCCCGAUGGAAAGCUUGACCUUUGACCCCUUCAGUAUCAAGUCCUCCCCAUACUGGAAGUACGUGAUGGAUGACUUCAAGCUGGAGGUUCUGGUUAUUGAGAAAGAAGCAAAACAUUUUAUCGACGACUCUUUCAAAACACUUCGGUCCGCGGAAGCGGCCUUUGACAUGCUGUUAAAAUUCAAGCACAUCCGCUCCCGGGAGGCCAUCAACCGGCAGAUGAUGAUGAAAUUCAAUGACAUUCUGGCCCAGUACUACAAGGAGAUCGACAUCGUUAAUAAGAUCUUCGUGUACAACCUGGACAACCCGCCGCUGUACAAGAACCACCCUCCGGUGGCCGGCGCCAUAUGCUGGGAGCGUUCCCUCUUCUACCGGAUCAAGCAUACCAUCCUCAGAUUCCAGGAGGUCGAGGAACUCCUGGACAGCGAUCGGGGCCAGGAGGUGAAGCAGAGGUACCUGGAGGUGGGCCGGAUGAUGAAGGACUACGAAGACCGCAAGUAUGAGAUGUGGAAGGAGACCACGGAGCUGAUCCUCCCCAACCUCAUGAAGAAGAGCCUCCUCACCAAGAAUGCGGCCACGACGGAGGAUGCGGCCCCGACGGAAAAGGGGGCCGUGUUUGUCAUCAACUUCUCCCCUAUUCUCAGAGAGAUCAUUAACGAAACCAAGUACUUAGAGCAGCUGGGCUUCACUGUCCCUGAGCUGGCGAGGAACGUGGCCCUCCAGGAAGACAAAUUCCUCAGGUACACAGAGGGCAUUCAGCGCAUGCUGGACCACUACCACAUGCUCAUCAACACGCUCAACGACGCAGAGACGGCACUCCUGGACGACCAUUCCCAGGAGCUGCUCAGGGUGUUCCGCUCCGGGUACAAGAGGCUGAACUGGAACUCACUAGGCAUCGCUGACUACAUCAAUCGCUGUAAGCAGGCCAUCGGCAAGUUCGAGUCUCUCGUCCACCAGAUUCACAAGAACGCGGAGGACAUCGUCUCCAGGCUGACACUGAUCGAGUCCGUCAACCUCUUUCGGUACCCCGUCUCCAAAACCGAGGGUACGCUCCCAGGUGUAAAAGAAUUCUUCGAGCACAUUGAACGGGAAAGGGCCAAGGAUGUGGACCACAUGGUCCGGUGGUACCUGGCGAUUGGGCCGCUUCUGACCAAAGUGGAAGGCCUAGUUGUGCACACCAACACGGGCAGGGCCCCCAAACUGGCCUCCUACUACGAGUACUGGGAAGGCAGAAUCUAUGACGUCCUGGGGAAACUCAUCCUGAGGAACUUACAGAAUUUCAACUCUCUGAUCCUUGGGAAUGUCCCUCUGUUCCAAGCGGAAACCAUUUUGACGGCUCCGGAAAUCAUCCUCCACCCGAACGCCAAUGAGAUCGAUAAGAUGUGCGUCCACUGCACCCGGAACUGCGUGGAGGUUACCAAGUACUUCGUGCGCUGGAUGAAUGGCAGCUGUAUCGAAUGCCCGCCUCAGAAGGGCGAGGAGGAAGAAAUCAUCAUCAUGAGCUUCUACAACGACAUCUCCUUGAACCCCCAGAUCAUGGAUCAAGCCGUCAUGAUCCCCCAAAACAUCCACCGGCUCCUGAUGAGCCUCAUGAAGUACCUGCAGCGGUGGAAGCGCUACCGGCCCCUCUGGAAGCUGGACAAGUCCAUCGUGAUGGAGAAGUUUGCCGCCAAGAAGCCAUCCUGUGUGGCCUACGACGAGAAGCUGCAGUUCUACUCCAAGAUCGCCUCCGACGUGAUGUCGCACCUGCUGACCAGGGAUGAGCACUGCAUCCGUCUGCAGCUUGGGCCCCUGGCCAACACCGUGCAAGAAAAUGCCAAGUCCUGGGUGAUUUCCCUGGGGAAGCUCCUCAACGAGUCAGCCAGGGAGGAGCUGUUCAGCAUCCGGGAUGAGAUUGAGCACCUGACUAAAAACCUUAAGAAGAGCCCCAACACCCUGGAGGAUCUCAAGUUCGUCCUUGCAACAAUUGCCGAGAUCAGGACCAAAUCUUUAGUCAUGGAGCUGAGGUACACGGACGUCCAGGAGCGGUACCGCACCUUGGCGAUAUACAAUAUCUUUCCUACGGAUGCCGAGCGGGAACUGGUUGACAAGAUCGAAAGCAUGUGGCAAACCCUCUUCACCGACUCCAUGAACGUGGAGCACUCGCUUGGAGGCAUCAAGAGGACAUUCACCGAGAUCACCCGGAGUGAGAUACUGAACUUCAGAGGCCAGCUGGACGAGUUUGCGAAGCGUUUCUACAGUCAAGGGCCUGGCGCUGUGGGCGAAGACCUCGACAGAGGCGUGGAGCUCUUAGGCAGUUUUGAAAAGGAGCUGGCCAAGCACGAUAAGAACCGGCAGGAACUGGCCAACGCCGAGAAGCUCUUCGACCUCCCCAUCACCAUGUACCCCGAGCUCAUCCAAGUGCAGAAGGAGAUGAUGGGGCUCCGGAUGAUCUACGACUUAUAUGAGGCCCUGAAGGUUGCCAAAGAGGAGUGGUCCCAGACCCUCUGGAUCAACCUCAAUGUCCAGUAUCUGCAGGAAGGCAUCGACGGCUUCCUCAAAGGCCUCCGCAAGCUGCCCCGCCAGGUGCGCAGCUUGUCCGUGGCCUUCCACUUGGAAGCAAAGAUGAAGGCUUUCAAAGACUCCAUCCCCCUGCUGCUGGACUUGAAGCACGAGGCCCUGAGAGAGAGACACUGGAAAGAACUCAUGGAGAAAACAGGCGUGUUCUUUGAGAUGACAGAGACCUUCACUCUGGAGAAUAUGUUCGCCAUGGAGCUGCACAGCCACACGGAAGUACUCAACGAGAUUGUCACGGCGGCUGUCAAGGAGGUCGCCAUUGAGAAGGCCGUGAAGGAAAUCCUGGACACCUGGGAGAACAUGAAGUUCACCGUGGUCAAGUAUUACAAGGGCACGCAGGAGCGAGGCUACAUCUUAGGGUCCGUGGACGACAUCAUCCAGUCCUUGGAUGACAACACCGUCAACUUGCAGAGCAUCUCCGGGAGCAGAUUCGUGGGGCCUUUUCUGCAAACUGUCCAUAAGUGGGAAAAAACGCUGUCUCUGAUCGGGGAGGUCAUCGAGAUCUGGAUGCUAGUUCAGAGGAAGUGGAUGUACCUGGAGAGUAUCUUCAUCGGUGGGGACAUACGGUCCCAGCUGCCAGAGGAGGCCAAGAAGUUCGACAACAUCGACCGGAUAUUUAAGAGGAUCAUGGGGGAGACUUUGAAAGACCCGGUGAUCAAGCGAUGCUGUGAGGCCCCGAACCGCCUCAAUGACCUGCAGGGCAUCAGCGAGGGUCUGGAGAAGUGCCAGAAGAGCCUGAACGACUACCUGGACUCCAAGAGGAACGCCUUCCCCAGGUUCUUCUUCAUCUCCGACGACGAGCUGCUCAGCAUCUUGGGCAACAGCGACCCUCUGUGUGUGCAGGAGCACAUGAUCAAGAUGUACGACAACAUAGCCAUGCUGCGCUUCCAUGACGGGGAUAGCGGGGAGAAGCUGGUGUCGGCCAUGAUCUCGGCCGAGGGAGAGGUCAUGAACUUCCGGAAGAUCAUCCGGGCCGAGGGCCGCGUGGAAGACUGGAUGACGGCCGUGCUGAAUGAAAUGAGAAGGACCAACAGACUCAUCACCAAGGAGGCCAUCUUCAGAUACUGUGAGGACAGAAGCAGGGUAGACUGGAUGCUCCUGUACCAAGGCAUGGUGGUGCUGGCCGCCAGCCAGGUGUGGUGGACGUGGGAAGUGGAGGACGUCUUCAACAAAGUCAAGAAAGGGGACAAGCAGGCCAUGAAGAACUACGGCAAGAAGAUGCACGGGCAGAUUGAUGACCUGGUCACGAGGAUCACCAUGGAGCUGACCAAAAAUGACAGGAAGAAAUACAACACCGUCCUCAUCAUCGAUGUCCACGCCCGGGACAUCGUGGAUUCCUUCAUCCGGGGCAGCAUCCUCGAGGCCCGGGAGUUUGAGUGGGAAAGCCAGCUGCGCUUUUACUGGGACCGCGAGCCGGAUGAGCUCAACAUCCGCCAGUGCACGGGGACCUUCGGCUACGGCUACGAGUACAUGGGCCUGAACGGGAGGCUGGUCAUCACACCUCUUACAGACCGCAUCUACCUGACGCUCACGCAGGCACUGUCCAUGUAUCUGGGAGGUGCCCCGGCUGGCCCAGCGGGAACCGGCAAGACAGAGACCACCAAGGACCUCGCCAAGGCCCUGGGCCUGCUGUGUGUGGUCACCAACUGUGGCGAAGGCAUGGAUUACAAAGCUGUCGGGAAGAUCUUCUCUGGCCUUGCCCAGUGCGGCGCCUGGGGCUGCUUCGAUGAGUUCAACCGGAUCGACGCCUCCGUGCUCUCUGUCAUCUCGUCUCAGAUCCAGACCAUCCGGAACGCGCUGAUCCACCAGCUGACCACGUUCCAGUUUGAAGGGCAGGAGAUCUCCCUUGACUCUCGGAUGGGCAUCUUUAUCACCAUGAACCCCGGCUAUGCGGGCCGCACGGAGCUGCCCGAGUCUGUGAAGGCGCUGUUCAGGCCUGUGGUCGUCAUUGUACCCGACCUGCAGCAGAUCUGUGAGAUCAUGCUCUUCUCCGAGGGCUUCCUGGGGGCCAAGACUCUGGCCAAGAAGAUGACGGUUCUGUAUAAGCUGGCCCGGGAGCAGUUGUCCAAGCAGCAUCAUUAUGACUUUGGGCUCCGGGCCCUGAAGUCUGUGCUGGUCAUGGCCGGCGAGCUGAAGCGAGGCUCCGCAGACCUGCAAGAGGAUGUGGUCCUGAUGCGGGCGCUGCGGGACAUGAACCUGCCCAAAUUUGUGUUUGAGGACGUCCCCCUCUUCCUGGGCCUCAUCUCGGACCUGUUUCCUGGGCUGGACUGCCCCCGUGUGCGCUACCCGGAUUUCAACGAUGCAGUGGAGCAGGUGCUGGAGGAGAAUGGCUACGUGCUUCUGCCGGUCCAGGUGGAUAAAGUGGUCCAAAUGUUCGAGACCAUGCUGACCCGCCACACCACAAUGGUGGUAGGGCCCACAGGAGGGGGCAAGUCUGUGGUCAUCAAUGCUCUGUGUCAGGCCCAGACAAAGCUUGGACUAAUGACGAAGCUGUACAUCUUGAACCCCAAAGCUGUAAGUGUCAUUGAGCUCUACGGCAUCCUGGACCCCACCACUCGAGACUGGACAGAUGGGGUGCUGUCAAACAUCUUCAGGGAGAUCAACAGGCCGACCGACAAGAAGGAACGGAAGUAUAUUUUGUUUGAUGGCGACGUGGAUGCCUUGUGGGUGGAAAACAUGAACUCCGUGAUGGACGACAACAAGCUGUUGACCUUGGCCAACGGGGAGCGCAUUCGGCUCCAGGCACACUGUGCCCUGCUCUUUGAGGUGGGAGACCUGCAGUAUGCCUCUCCUGCCACUGUGUCUCGAUGCGGGAUGGUCUACGUGGACCCUAAGAACUUGAAAUACCAACCAUAUUGGAAAAAAUGGUUACAGCAGCAAAUACAAAACAAGAUGGAGCAAAAGCAUUUAAAUGACCUCUUUGAGAAAUACGUGCCCUUGCUCAUCGACAUGAUCAUAGAGGGGAUCGUGGACGGGAGACAAGGGGAGAAGCUUAAGAUGGUUGUUCCUCAGACGGACCUGAACAUGGUGAUCCAGUUAACCAAGAUGAUGGACUCGCUCCUAGAAGGGGAAAUCGAGGACCCUGACCUGCUAGAGUGCUACUUCCUGGAGGCACUCUACUGCUCCCUGGGCUCCUCCCUGCUGGAGGAGGGAAGAGUCAAAUUUGACGAGUGCAUCAAACACCUCUCGUCAAUGCCCACCGUGGACACGGAAGGGCGCUGGGCCCGCCCUGGAGAACUGCCGGGGCAUCUUCCCACCCUGUACGACUUCCAUUUCGAUCCCAAGCGGAACUACUGGAUCCCAUGGAGCAAGCUAGUUCCUGAGUAUGUUCACAGCCACGAGAAGAAAUUCAUCGACAUUCUGGUUCACACAGUGGAUACGACCCGCACCACCUGGAUCCUGGAGCAGAUGGUUAAAAUCAAGCACCCUGUCCUUUUUGUGGGUGAAUCGGGCACGUCUAAGACAGCCACUACCCAGAACUUCCUGAAAAAUAUGAAUGAGGAGACCAAUAUUGUGCUGAUGGUCAGCUUCUCCUCACGCACCACAUCCUUGGACAUCCAGAGAAAUCUAGAAGCAAAUGUGGAGAAGCGGACGAAGGACACAUAUGGACCACCCAUGGGGAAGCGCCUGCUGGUGUUCAUGGAUGACAUGAACAUGCCAAAGGUGGACGAGUACGGCACCCAGCAGCCCAUCGCCUUGCUGAAGCUGCUGCUGGAAAAGGGUUACUUAUACGACCGUGGGAAAGAACUCAACUGUAAGAGUAUCCGUGACCUGGGCUUCAUCGCUGCCAUGGGCAAGGCCGGAGGGGGCCGCAAUGAGGUGGACCCCAGGUUCCUCUCGCUGUUCAGCGUCUUCAACGUCCCUUUCCCAUCAGAGGAGUCUCUUCGCUUGAUCUACUACUCCAUCCUGAGGGGCCACACCUCGAACUUUAAUGAGAGCAUCGGGGGCAUAAGCAGGAAGCUGACAUUCUGCACAUUAAAUCUUUACAAAAACAUUGUUCAAGAUCUGCCUCCCACCCCUUCGAAGUUCCAUUACAUCUUCAACCUGCGAGACCUCUCCAGAGUUUUCAACGGUCUUGUCCUCACGAAUCCAGAUCGGUUUCAGACGGUGCCUCAGAUGGUAAGGGUGUGGAGAAACGAGUGCCUGCGGGUUUUCCAUGACCGGCUCAUCAACGAAGUAGACAAGCAGCUGGUGCAAGAUCACAUUGGGACCCUGGUGAGGGAGCAUUUUAACGAUGACUUCGAGAUGGUGAUGAGGGACCCCAUCCUGUUUGGGGACUUCCGGACGGCUCUGCAUGAGGAUGAACCACGGAUUUACGAAGACAUCCAGGAUUACGAGGCCGCCAAGGCACUGUUUGAGGAAAUCCUCGAGGAGUACAACGAAAUCAACACCAAGAUGAACCUGGUCCUGUUUGACGACGCGCUGGAGCAUCUGACCCGCGUACACCGCAUCAUUCGAAUGGACCGGGGCCAUGCCCUGCUGGUGGGCGUGGGUGGCUCCGGGAAGCAGUCCUUGGCCAGGCUGGCGGCCUUCACCGCAGGCUACGAGGUGUUUGAGAUCCUGUUGAGCCGAGGCUACUCGGAGAAUAACUUCCGGGAUGAUCUGAAGAACCUGUACAUGAAGCUGGGCCUGGAGAACAAGAUGAUGAUCUUCCUGUUUACGGACGCGCAUGUGGCCGAGGAGGGCUUCCUGGAACUCAUCAACAACAUGCUGACCUCAGGGAUUGUCCCUGCACUCUUCCCUGAAGAGGAAAAGGACGGCAUCCUCAGUCAGAUUCAGCAGGAAGCCUUGAAGUUCGGCAUGGGCCCAGCCAAGGAGUCUGUGUGGCAGUAUUUCGUGAAAAAGAGUGCCAACAACCUACACAUUGUCCUGGGCAUGUCGCCAGUGGGAGACACCCUGAGGACCCGGUGCAGGAAUUUCCCAGGUCUCGUGAACAACACUGGUAUCGACUGGUUCAUGCCCUGGCCAUCCCAGGCCCUACAUGCAGUUGCCAAGUCAUUUUUAGGGGAUAACCCCAUGAUCCCCAUGGAGAAUAUCGAGGACCUGGUGGAGCACGUGGUGAUGGUCCACCAGUCGGUGGGCGAGUUCAGCAAGCAGUUCCAGCAGAAGCUAAGGCGCAGCAACUACGUGACGCCCAAGAACUACCUCGACUUCAUCAAUACGUACUCGAAACUGCUGGACGAGAAAACCCAGAACAACAUAGCGCAGUGCAAGCGUCUAGAGGGUGGGCUGGACAAGCUGAAGGAGGCCACCAUCCAGCUAGAUGAGCUCAACCAGAAGCUGGCAGAGCAGAAGAUCGUCCUGGCUGAGAAGUCAGCUGCCUGCGAGACCCUGCUGUCAGAAAUCGCCACCAACACAGCCAUAGCGGAGGAGAAGAAGAAGCUGGCGGAGGAGAAGGCCAUGGAGAUAGAAGAACAGAACAAGAUUAUCGCGGUAGAGAAGACCGAGGCCGAGACAGCGCUGGCUGAGGUCAUGCCCAUCCUGGAGGCUGCCAAGCUGGAGCUGCAGAAGCUGGACAAGUCGGAUGUGACUGAGAUCAGGUCAUUCGCCAAGCCUCCAAAGCAAGUGCAGACAGUCUGCGAGUGCAUCCUUAUCAUGAAGGGCUACAAGGAGCUGAACUGGAAAACCGCUAAGGGCAUGAUGUCCGACCCCAACUUCCUGAGGUCCUUGAUGGAGCUCGACUUCGACUCUAUCACCCAGGGUCAAGUGAAGAACAUCAAGGGCCUCCUGAAAACUCUGAACACCACAAUUGAGGAGAUGGAGGCCGUGAGCAAGGCGGGGCUGGGGAUGCUGAAGUUUGUGGAGGCCGUCAUGGGGUACUGUGACGUCUUCCGUGAGAUCAAGCCCAAGAGAGAGAAGGUGGCCAGGCUGGAGCGGAAUUUCUACCUCACCAAACGGGAGCUAGAACGGAUCCAGAAUGAGCUGUCGGCCAUCCAGAGGGAGCUGGAGGCUCUGGGGGCCAAGUACGAGGCCGCCAUCCUGGAGAAGCAGAAGCUGCAGGAGGAGGCAGAGAUCAUGGAGAGGCGGCUGAUCGCAGCCGACAAGCUCAUCUCUGGUCUGGGAUCAGAGAAUGUCAGGUGGCUCAAUGACCUGGACGAGCUCAUGCACCGGCGGGUGAAGCUUCUGGGCGACUGCCUGCUCUGUGCAGCCUUCUUGAGCUACGAGGGCGCCUUCACCUGGGAGUUCCGCGACGAGAUGGUCAACCAGGUGUGGCGGAACGACAUCCUGGAUCGAGAAAUCCCCCUGAGCCACCCUUUCCGACUGGAGAACCUCCUCACAGAUGAUGUGGAGAUCAGCAGGUGGGGUUCCCAGGGCCUCCCCCCCGAUGAGCUCUCGGUUCAGAAUGGCAUCCUCACCACCCGGGCCAGCCGCUUCCCACUCUGCAUCGACCCCCAGCAGCAGGCCCUCAACUGGAUCAAGAGAAAGGAGGAAAAGAACAACCUGAGGGUUGCCUCCUUCAAUGACCCUGACUUCCUCAAGCAGCUGGAGAUGUCCAUAAAGUAUGGGACCCCCUUCCUGUUCCACGAUGUGGAUGAAUAUAUCGACCCUGUGAUUGACAAUGUCCUAGAGAAGAAUAUCAAGUCCACCCAAGGCCGCCAGUUCAUCAUCCUGGGGGACAAGGAGGUUGACUAUGACACCAACUUCCGGCUGUACCUCAACACCAAGCUGGCCAAUCCCAGAUACUCCCCAUCGGUGUUUGGGAAGGCCAUGGUCAUCAACUACACUGUCACACUGAAGGGCCUGGAGGACCAGCUGCUGAGUGUGCUGGUGGCCUACGAGCGGCGGGAGCUGGAGGAGCAGAGGGAGCACCUCAUCCAGGAGACGAGCGAGAACAAGAACCUGCUGAAGGACCUGGAGGACUCGCUCCUGCGGGAGCUGGCCACGUCCACGGGGAACAUGCUGGACAAUGUGGAGCUGGUGCACACCCUGGAAGAGACCAAGUCCAAAGCCACGGAGGUGUCGGAGAAGCUGAAGCUGGCGGAGAAGACAGCUCUGGACAUCGACAGGCUGCGGGAUGGCUACCGGCCGGCGGCGCGGCGGGGCGCCAUCCUGUUCUUCGUGCUGUCGGAGAUGGCCCUGGUCAACUCCAUGUACCAGUACUCCCUCAUCGCCUUCCUGGAGGUCUUCGGGCUGUCACUGAAGAAGUCGCUGCCUGACUCCAUCCUCAUCAAGCGGCUGAAGAACAUUAUGGACACGCUGACGUUUAACAUCUACAACUAUGGCUGCACAGGGCUGUUUGAGCGACAUAAGCUUCUCUUCUCCUUCAACAUGACCAUCAAGAUAGAACAGGCAGAGGGGAGGGUCCCCCAGGAGGAGCUGGACUUCUUUCUAAAAGGGAACAUUUCCCUGGAUAAGAGUAAACGGAAGAAGCCGUGUACCUGGCUGUCAGACCAGGGCUGGGAAGACAUCAUGCUCCUGUCAGAGGCGUUUUCAAACAUUUUUGGGGAGCUUCCUGAUGAUAUCGAGCAACACAUCACCACCUGGCAGGACUGGUAUGACCUGGAUUCGCUGGAGCAGUUCCCCUUCCCCCUGGGCUAUGACGAAAACAUCACCGCAUUCCAGAAACUGCUUAUCUUACGCUGCUUCCGGGUAGACCGGGUAUACCGUGCAGUGACUGACUACGUGACCCUCACCAUGGGAGAGAAGUAUGUGCAGCCGCCGAUGAUCAGCUUCGAGGCCAUUUUCGAGCAGAGCACCCCCAAUUCGCCCAUCGUAUUCAUCCUGAGUCCUGGCUCCGACCCUGCCAGUGACCUCAUGAAGCUGGCCGAGCGGAGCGGCUUUGGGGGCAAUCGCCUCAAGUUUCUUGCAAUGGGUCAAGGUCAAGAAAAGGUGGCGCUGCAGCUGCUGGAGACGGCCGUGGCUCGGGGACAGUGGCUCAUGUUACAGAACUGUCACCUCCUGGUCAAGUGGCUGAAGGACCUGGAGAAGUCCCUGGAGAGGAUCACCAAGCCACACCCUGACUUCCGUCUGUGGCUCACCACAGACCCCACCAAGGGCUUCCCCAUUGGAAUCCUGCAGAAGUCCUUGAAGGUAGUCACGGAGCCGCCGAACGGGCUCAAACUGAACAUGCGGGCCACCUACUUCAAGAUCUCCCAUGAAAUGCUGGAGCAGUGUCCACACAUCGCCUUCAAGCCCCUGGUCUACGUGUUGGCCUUCUUCCACGCCGUGGUGCAAGAGAGGAGGAAGUUUGGCAAGAUCGGCUGGAAUGUGUACUAUGACUUCAAUGAGUCCGACUUUCAGGUCUGCAUGGAAAUCCUAAACACGUACCUAACGAAAGCCUUCCAGCAGCGUGACCCGCGCAUCCCGUGGGGCAGCCUCAAGUACCUGAUCGGAGAGGUCAUGUACGGAGGCCGGGCCAUCGACAGCUUCGACCGGCGUAUCCUCACCACUUACAUGGAUGAGUACCUGGGAGACUUCAUUUUCGAUACUUUUCAGCCAUUCCACUUCUUCCGGAACAAGGAGGUGGACUAUAAAAUCCCCGUGGGUGACGUGAAGGAUAAAUUUGUGGAAGCCAUUGAGACCCUCCCACUUGCCAACACGCCGGAAGUGUUCGGUCUCCAUUCCAAUGCUGAGAUUGGCUAUUACACACAGGCAGCUCGAGACAUGUGGUCCCAUCUGCUGGAGCUACAGCCACAGACAGGGGAAUCCAGCAGUGGCAUUAGCCGUGACGACUACAUUGGCCAGGUGGCCAAGGACAUUGAGAACAAGAUGCCCAAGAUCUUUGACCUGGACCUGGUCCGGAAGCACCUGGGCUUAAACAUUUCACCCACUUCGGUGGUGCUACUGCAGGAGCUGGGACGUUUCAACAAGCUCGCUAUUCGCAUGACCAGGUCUCUGGCUGAGCUCCAGAGAGCCUUGGCUGGGGAAGUUGGGAUGAGCAAUGAGUUAGAUGACGUAGCCAGGUCUCUCUUCAUCGGGCACAUCCCUAACAUCUGGAGGAAGCUCGCCCCUGACACCCUGAAGACCCUUGGGAACUGGAUGCUCUACUUCCUGCGGAGGUUCAACCAGUACACACUGUGGGUUACCGAGAGCGAGCCCAGUGUGAUGUGGCUCUCAGGGCUGCACAUACCAGAGUCCUACCUCACGGCACUGGUACAGGCCACAUGCCGGAGGAAUGGCUGGCCACUGGACCGGUCCACCUUGUUCACACAAGUGACCAAGUUCCAGGAUGCUGAUGAAGUAAAUGAGCGUGCAGGGCAAGGGUGCUUUGUCUCGGGGCUCUACCUGGAGGGCGCUGACUGGGACAUAGAGAAAGGGUGUCUCAUCAAGAGCAAGCCCAAGGUGCUGGUGGUGGACCUGCCCAUCCUGAAGAUCAUCCCCAUUGAAGCUCACCGCCUGAAGCUACAGAACACCUUCCGGACCCCGGUCUACACCACCUCCAUGAGGAGAAACGCCAUGGGAGUUGGCCUAGUGUUCGAAGCUGACCUCUUUACCACCAAGCACAUCUCACACUGGGUGCUACAGGGGGUGUGCCUCACCCUGAACUCGGAUUAACCCCAGCGUGUGGAGGACUACAUGGAGCUACCAUGCCUGUGGCAUGCCACACCGGUGCUGGCGCCUCGCCAAGAAUGGGAGAAUGACGUCAUUUCAUGGAGUUUCCCCGGGGGGGCCAGGUAGAGUGGCGGGGGACUGUGUUUGAUGCCGAUUUUCCUUGCAGUUGAAAUCAGUCAUCUAAACGUAUUUUUCCAUUAAAUGAAUCUUGUUUUGCAA